Bombina bombina (fire-bellied toad) is the source of this 1275-nucleotide messenger RNA. It is a transcript of the gene FOXL1, whose product is annotated as forkhead box L1. Bases 1 to 1275 code for a protein of 424 amino acids. The transcript has a single exon. Gene Ontology annotation, molecular function: RNA polymerase II cis-regulatory region sequence-specific DNA binding; DNA-binding transcription factor activity, RNA polymerase II-specific. NCBI's taxonomy places the organism in Eukaryota, Metazoa, Chordata, Amphibia, Anura, Bombinatoridae. Gene Ontology annotation, biological process: cell differentiation; anatomical structure morphogenesis; regulation of transcription by RNA polymerase II. The record is from RefSeq and is a predicted model, not a curated record.
AUGAGUCGCAUUUACAACAGACAUCUACCUCAGAUUGGCAACGAAAUGCAGAGACCACCCCUUGUCUACCUGUAUGGAUCAGAAAGGGCACUGGUUCCUACUCUGGGAUUUGCUUCAAGCAAUGUCAUCUCCAGACAGGACGCCCCUCAGAAGCCACCUUAUAGCUACAUUGCAUUGAUAGCCAUGGCUAUUAAAGACUCUCCGGAUCACAGGGUCACCCUAAAUGGGAUUUAUCAAUUUAUCAUGGAUCGUUUUCCUUUUUAUCAUGACAAUAAACAAGGUUGGCAAAACUCCAUAAGACACAACUUGUCUCUUAAUGACUGCUUCGUCAAAGUGCCAAGAGAAAAGGGCAGACCUGGAAAGGGCAGUUACUGGACUUUGGACUCAAAAUGUGUGGAUAUGUUUGAAAAUGGUAACUUCAGGCGCCGGAAAAGGAAGCCCAAACCUCUGUUGUCUCAGGAAAAUAAAGAUGCUAAAAGAUACAAAGCAGACGGUAAUAGAUAUGGGGUGGAGUGUGCAGAAUAUUUGGAAUCUGCUUAUAACUUUACUGCUACCAAUGGAGUAGAGAUGGUGCCUAUGAAACAUUGUAAGUCUGAAUCCCCAGAGGGAUAUGCAGACUUUGGCAUUGAGAAGGACUCUGUUGGAGAGAUGUCUUCUUCAGAAGAGGAAUCCAUUUCUGUCAAACCUGAACAAUGCCAUACAGAUGCAGAAGCACGUGAUGGGACCUCUGCCACUUGCAGACCUGGUCCAGAUUUACCAGGUUGCCCAGCUUCCCUUUUUUUGUCUGUCCCAAUGCCGGCUCAAAAAGACCCUUUGUCUCCCAGUAACGAAAUGAAGAGCAUGGAUAAGGAUUGUGAUCAGAGAGGAAAUGGGUACAAACAUCCCAAAACUUCAGAAGAUUUACAUUUGCCACAAGUAUCUCAAUCUAGCAUUAAAGUGGUGGAUCUAUCUAACUCCACAGGAGCUGAGCAAUCUUCUCCCCAAACUCCUAAAAGCUUUAGUAUAGACAGCAUCCUCUCUAACAGAAGAAACCAAGCAGUCAAAGAAAAUGGUCUCUCUGAGGCCACUGUAUACCCCGGAAUAUCGAAGGUGCCUAGGGAUAGCAUACCAUCAGCCUAUAGGUGCAGGUCUAUCUUCCCAAAUGCAAAUAUUGCUCCUGUCUUCAAUGCUUCCCUAAUGAUAGAUUCUCAGGUGCAGGGACGAUUUUACCAAAUUGGGGUUCCUAUUUUAUCAUACUUCCCUAUAGCUCUUACAGAUGCCACAUUUUCACAGUAA